Messenger RNA from Hyaloperonospora brassicae, 456 nucleotides. The record is from the annotation of a GenBank genome assembly. Lineage: Eukaryota; Oomycota; Peronosporomycetes; Peronosporales; Peronosporaceae.
AUGGCUAUUGGCCAGAAGUCUCCGCGCAGCUCCAACUGCCGACACUAUGCCCAGCCGCUGACAACACCACGAACAGCGCGUAGACGCUCCUGUCUGCGCAAGGACAGCGCCUUUACGAGUGACGUUGCGCCCCGGGGAUCGCGGCUGGAUGAGCUGUCCACGACCAAGACGAUCACGGUCAGCUACUCGUCCAGGAAGCCAAAGAAGACGGUCUCGUUCGCUGACCAGCGCGGCCAGUGCCUUGUGCUCGAGCGAGAGUUUGGCCGCGAGGACGCGCCUGUGUGCUACUGCGACAGUCCGAGCGAAGUCACGGUCGACCGAUUGAUCAGUCAACGCCGCGGCAAUAGCGUCAACAAGUGGAUGGAAGAGACGCUUGCGCACCAGCAUUUGCUCUCUAUGUGCAUCGUCUCACUGAUCGGCUGCGCCUUUAUCGGCUUUCGUCCGACUACCAAGUAG